UUUUGUGGUCUGGUCCACGGAAUAGGCACUGCGAUUCAUCUUCCCGCGUUUGUUGGAGCGGGCUUUUAAAUGCGUUACGCGAAGAGUGGAGAGUGCAACCAUUGUUCGUACUCCAAAACAAGUGGAAGAGUUGUGCGCUGGUGGCUGCCGACACUUAUUUCAAGCAGCUUGCUGAACUCUCAUGCCCAUCAACGCAGUAAGGCUGCUCAGUUUUGAUAGACAUGACAUCACAACGCUUUCUACACUCAACCAGCUUUGCAGGCAGCAGCUCAAGCUCAUCACGGUCGCGCGCACCCAGCAUCCGAUGGCGAGUUCUUACAAAGUGGGCGAUGUCAAGAUCGUCAUCGGAGUCGUCUCUCAAUUCGACUGUAUUCAGAGAAGGUGACCAUGAAGAUUCGCGUAACGAGUCGCAGGCGGUUCAGCAACGUUCACUAACAAGGAGCCCCCGGAGUCCAUUGAAUGGCAACACAAAAUCCAGGUUGCCACAUGAAAACACGAAAAGGAAGCGAGCAAUCAGUGGAGCUGGCUCGCCUCCAAGAAUGUCACCAAGAAAAGUGUCCAGGCCUGAGCUUGAGAAAGUGCCAAGCUCCAGGGCACCUUCACAUUCGACUUCAGUAGCCACUCCAGUAGUUGCACCACCUCGCAGGUCAUUCUGGAGUACUUCUUAUCGUGAAGAGGCUGCUUCUGAUUCCUUGGCGCGAAAUGUUCAAAAUGGUAGAAAAAGUGCACCUGAAGAAAAGUCUGCUGAUGGGUCCAGCAGAGUGAAGCAAGGACAAGCUAAUACAAGUUCGCAGCUUUCUACCAGCAGUCAACAGGGUCUUGCAUCUGGUUCCUCCCGUCAUCAAAAUGCCACUUCAGGACGUGAUGGGACACUGGCCUCAACUUCCAGUGGCAGGAUGACUUUAAAAAAAAAGGCCGCUGUCGAAUUCAGCGCAAUAAGGCGAGGACACACACCUUCCACUUUGCGGUCACCAAGUAAACGCAAGCAGGUUGCACCAAAAAAAGCUGUGAGAAAGCCAAGAUACAAAAUCUUGGGAGAGAUUGAGCGUCAUCAGUCAUCUACAGUGACACUCAUCCCCCGCCUUCCAUUUGCUCGUGUUGUGCGCGAGAUUCUUUUUAGUAUAACUGGUGAUGAUUUUAAGAUGCAGAAGCUGGCCCUGAAGGCACUCCAUGAGGCCAGUGAAGCAGUCAUAGUGGCGCUUUUGGAAGGUUCUAAUGAUCUUGCUCAUCAUGCUCACCGUGUCACAAUUAUGAACAGGGAUUUAGCUAAAUUGCUUACCUUGAUAAAAAGCUAUGGCGACCUGCACGGCUGCCUCUCCUAAAGGCAUUAAGUCUUUUCAUGAUGGUUUUAAUGCGAAAUAGUCAUGCACUAAAAUGACCAACUUGCCAGAUCUGUGUGGUCUGCGUGGAAACAAUGAAAAUAGUGAGAAAUAUUAAUCGCUUUUAUUCUGCUUAAUUCAUAAUCACGUUUGACUCAUCCAGUUACAGUGGAGUGAAAUUUUUUUUAUACUCAUGCUUGCGUUUUACUACAUACUAUUUGAGGUGUCAGAUAGUACAAAUAAAGUUGUUUAAAAGCUUC
Molecule: messenger RNA, 1579 nt
Organism: Dermacentor albipictus
Lineage: Eukaryota; Metazoa; Arthropoda; Arachnida; Ixodida; Ixodidae
Cellular component (GO): nucleosome
Molecular function (GO): structural constituent of chromatin; DNA binding; protein heterodimerization activity
Source: RefSeq, a predicted model, not a curated record